CGCUGCCUCAAAUUGGGCGACUCACAGGAAGAAAAGGAAAACCAGGUAGCUUUCCUUCAGUUUUCAUCCAUUUGUCGGCUCUAAAACCUAAAGAAUCACAAUGUCGUUAUGUGGAGGAACUUCAGACGUUAAGGAGGCCAAUGAAAAGGUCCAGCAGAUCUGCGAUAACGUGAAGGAACAUGCAGAGCAAAAAGCAAACAAGAAGUUUGACGUUUUCCAAGCCAGAUCCUACAAAACCCAGGUUGUAGCUGGCACCAACUACUUCAUUAAGGUUCAUGUGGGAGGAGAUGAACAUGUUCACCUCCGUGUUCAUGAACAACUCCCACAUGCAGGAGGAAAGCUGGAACUAUCCAAUAUCCAGACCUCCAAGAGCCAUCAAGACCCUGUCGAGUAUUUCUAAAGUGAUCAUGAAGACCCAACCUAUCGGUGCCUACAGGCUGCAGUCUUAAAUCAACAGUACUUUUUAGUCCUGGUUAAUCAAUGUCAUGUAGUUUCUAUGCCAUAAAAUACUGUACACAUACUAUACAUAAUAAUGACCAAGGAAUUACGUCAUUAUUGUUUUGUACUAAAGAAUUAAAAACAUGUGUGUCACAUG
Sphaeramia orbicularis (orbiculate cardinalfish) is the source of this 595-nucleotide messenger RNA. Its product is annotated as cystatin-B-like. Bases 101 to 400 code for a protein of 99 amino acids. The transcript is spliced from 3 exons. Gene Ontology annotation, cellular component: cytosol. Lineage: Eukaryota; Metazoa; Chordata; Actinopteri; Kurtiformes; Apogonidae. Gene Ontology annotation, molecular function: cysteine-type endopeptidase inhibitor activity. The record is from RefSeq and is a predicted model, not a curated record.